This is a messenger RNA of Oncorhynchus tshawytscha (Chinook salmon), 1516 nucleotides long. RefSeq names its product tescalcin b (gene tescb). Gene Ontology annotation, molecular function: calcium ion binding. NCBI's taxonomy places the organism in Eukaryota, Metazoa, Chordata, Actinopteri, Salmoniformes, Salmonidae. The record is from RefSeq and is a predicted model, not a curated record. The transcript has 8 exons. Bases 253 to 903 code for a protein of 216 amino acids.
AUAGCCAAGUUGCGGAAGUGCGCGCUCAGCAGAGGCUGGCAGCUUGAAAUGCAUUUACAUUAGGACCUUGCGCAGCCUACAGUACAUAUCGACCUGUAACAUGAUUUGUUGUUGGGGAUAUGAUAAUGAAAGAAUAUCUAUUCCACUGAACUGACACCGUUUCGAGUUCAGUAGCCUACCUGCGUUGUCCUGAGCGAGACCAAUCGUUAUUUUCAUGCGUCUGGAUUGGUCGGCUGGCGCGUUUACAGAGUUAUGGGUGCAUUACAGUCGUUACCUGAUGAACCCGAAUACAGAGAUCUCUCAGAAAAGACCGGCUUUUCCUUCGAGCAGAUUGGAAUCCUGCAUAAAAGAUUCAAGCAGUUGAGCCACAAUGAAGACACGCUGAGACGAGAUGACCUCAACACAAUUCCAGACCUGUCAUGCAACCCGAUCCGAACCCAAAUUAUAGAGGCCUUCUUUGACAAAAGAAACUUCCAUCAGAAUGGUGAGGGGACUGUCCAGGAGAUCAGCUUUGAGGAGUUCCUGGUGGUCAUGUCCCACUUCAGACCUCCAGCACUGGACAUGACAGAGGAACAGAGAGAGAUUAUCAGGAGGGAAAAACUCCGCUUCCUAUUUAACAUGCACGACACUGACAAUGAUGGAACAAUCACUCUGGAGGAGUACCGACAUGUAGUGGAGGAGCUGCUGUCUCGGAGUGGAGCCCUGGGGAAGGAAACGGCUAAAGGCAUAGCAGACGCUGCCAUGCUGGAGGUAGCCAGUAUCUCCAUGGGUCACAUGGAACCAGAUGAGUUUUAUGAGGGGAUCACUUUUGAACAUUUCCUAAAGAUACUGAAAGAUAUUGAGAUCGAGACAAGAAUGAACAUUCGCUUUUUGAAUAUGGACACGACGAACCUGUGCAAGUGAGGAUCUUCCACCUUUUUUAUUACUAUGCAGCACCAGCACUCUUUUAUGGUUUUUAUUUAGUGGCCAGUUAGGGCACACUUUAAGCAGUGACGUGCGGUUGGUGUCUGGGUAAGCACUGGCUGUUAUCAAAGCCAGAUUUACUCACAAAUAAACCUUCAUGAAGCCCAAGUUCACCAUACAACAGAUAGCUCCAACAACCAGAGUGACACAGGCUAUUAACCAAAAUUGAUAACAAUGUUCACCAAAAUGUGACCAACCGGCUCGAUUCGGUCUUAUGUAAUCAACAUUUUAAAUGGUGUUUUUUACAUUGGAUUAAAGUAGAGCUCAGAGAUCUAGAAAAUGUUAUAUCAUACACUACAGUUGAGGAACAAUGGGAAAGUAAUUCUGCUUAGAAAGUUGAUAAACUUAUAACCCCACUUUUGAGAAAAUGUCCCUUGAAUGUUUUGGUACACCUACUGGAGAGCUCAUUUUUGUCUACACCAAUUCAGAAUCGUUCACACCCUCUUAACCUCUUGAUUCUAGCCAUCCCGGAUCCGGGAUCGUGAAUACAGCCUCAAGCUCAUUACCAUAACGCAACGUUAACUAUUCAUGAAAAUCGCAAAUGAAAUUAAAU